This is a messenger RNA of Coffea eugenioides, 3588 nucleotides long. Its product is annotated as disease resistance protein RPS2-like. Gene Ontology annotation, molecular function: ADP binding. The transcript has 3 exons. NCBI's taxonomy places the organism in Eukaryota, Viridiplantae, Streptophyta, Magnoliopsida, Gentianales, Rubiaceae. The coding region runs from base 1 to 3588 and encodes 1195 amino acids. The record is from RefSeq and is a predicted model, not a curated record.
AUGGCCAUCCAAGAUAUUGCCCUUUCAAUUGUGGGAAAAAUUGUAGAGAAGUGUGUCGAUCCAAUUUUGCGCCAAUUUCAGUACUUAAUUUUCUACAAAAGCAACGUUCAAACUCUGAGCGAUGACAUCAAAAUACUUGAGCUAAAGGAAGUUGAGGUGCAACAAUUGGUACGUCAAGCAAAAGACAAUGCUGAAGAAAUUAAACCAACUGUUGUCGAUUGGCUGAAACGAGUUGAGGAUGUCAAGAAAGAUGCACACACUAUUUCUGAGGCUAUGGAGACUGCUAAGGUGAAUUGCUUGAAUAUUGUCAGGCUUCCGAAUUUGAAGUCAUGCUAUUUGCUAGGCCGACGUGCGGCGAAAAGAAAGAGUGCUCUUGAAAAGCUUUUAGGAGAGGGGAAUUUUGAUAAAGUUGGAAGCAUUGCUCCAUUAGGCAAAAUGCGUUUUAGUGAAUCAACCCUAUCCUUAGAGGAAGGCUUAGUUUCUAGGAUGUCAACAAAGAAGGAAGUGAUGGAAGCUUUAAAGCAGGAGAAAACUAGCCUAAUGGCGAUUUGUGGUAUGGGCGGCAUAGGCAAGACUACUCUAGUCAAACAAAUUGCUGACCAGGUUAAGUUCGAGAAAUUGUUUGAUGAAGUCGCCAUAGCAAUCGUGUCUCAAAGUCCAGACAUGAGAAAUGUCCAAGAUCAACUUGCUGAGCAGUUAGGGCUGAAGAUAACAGAGCAAACUGAUAUUGCCAGAGCUAAAAGAUUGUAUACGAGACUGACCAAUAGUGACGAGAGAAUUCUUGUUGUAUUGGAUGACAUUUGGAAAGAACUUGAUCUUAAGAGUCUAGGAAUUCCUGUCAAAGGUGAAUGCAAGAGCUUAAAAGUCAUACUGACGUCUCGGUUCUCAGAUGUUUGUGGGGGCAUGGGAGCUGAAAUUUUUGAGGUGAAAGUCUUGCCUAUAGAAGAAGCAUGGCAUCUUUUUAAAGAGGUUGCAGAAAUUUCUGAUGAUUUUGCUUUGAGUGGUGUUGCAAAGCAGGUUGCAGAGGAAUGCAAAGGUCUACCUCUUGCAAUCGUUAUUGUUGCCAAGGCAUUAAAGAGCAAUCAUGCUCCAGAAUCCAGGGAUCGUGCCCUUCGGCAACUAAAAGAGUACACAAUUAGAGAACUAGAAGGAGAUGAAGAUUUAGUGUUUUCAAGAAUUAAGUUUAGCUAUGACUAUUUAAAAAGCGCUGAAGCUAAGUCACUACUUUUGCUUUGCAGUUUGUUUCCAGAGGAUUAUAGUAUUCCAAUCGAAUGUUUGGUUAGGUAUGGUAAAGGACUAGAAUUGUUCCCAGAUAGACGGAGGUUAGUAGAUGUAAGAGACAAGGUAGACACGCUUAUUGGUCACCUGAAAAGCUCCUAUUUGUUGCUAAAUGAUGCUGAAAAAGAAGACUCUGUAAAACUGCACGAUGUCGUGCGAGAUGUGUGCUUGUCAAUUGCAUCAAAAGACGAGCAUGAGUUCUUAGUGAGCAAUUCUGGAGUGGGAGAAAAGAAUUCUUACACGGCAAUUUCACUAAUAUCGCAAGAUUCCAAUCAUGAUCUACUUCCAUUUUGCAAGGAAUAUCCAAGGCUUAGGCUGUUGCGCUUGGUAUUCCGAUUUGGGAAAUUGAACCUACCAAGAGAUUCUUUUGUAGGAAUGGAAGCUCUCAGGGUCAUGGAAUUAAACAACUCGCCUAUUGAAUUUCCACUGUCAUGGCCUGGCCAAAUGUUAAGGAGCCUUCGGACACUGUGUCUAGAUUAUUGUGUAUUGGGCACUGGAAUGUCGUCAAUGCUUGGACACAUGACGCAACUGGAAACUUUGAGCCUCUUUAAAUCCAGAAUUCAGGAUGAUCAGUUUCCAGCUGAAAUCGGGAGAGAUAAAGAAGAGGAAAUAGGAUGCCUUAAAGAAAUCUCAUCAAUCUCUAACCUUGCAUGUCUCCAGAUUGCUUUUUAUGACCUUAGCGUCCUACAUCUAUGUUUGCAAGAAUUUGAUACUCAGAGGUUGUCAAGAUUUAACAUUGCAGUAGCUAAUCAUGAAAGAGCACUGACAAUGCACAGCGAAACCUAUCAAUUUCGAAAAAGCUUCGAGCUUUAUCUGUCAGAUCAUGGUGAUGAAGGGUUGAAACAACUUUUUGACCCCAAUGUUACUAGCAUUGUCAAGAGAACUGAGAAUCUCACUUUGGAUCUUCCUAUAUCAUCGUGCUUGAGGAAUCUUGUGCCUGACUUGGGUGAAGACGGGUUCAUCAAUUUGAAAAGGCUUCGUCUGCGUAGAGGACAACAUGAAUGCCUUGUUGAUUCUACCGGCAACCUUGUUGCCCGACAUGUUUUUGAAAAUUUGGUGUCCAUGGAUUUGAGAGAUUUGGAGUUGAAAGAAAUAUGUAAGGGAUUUCUUCCACCUGGGUGCUUCGGUCAACUUCAAGAGGUGGGAAUUUAUUCUAUAAGUGCUUUAGAGUGCUUGUGGAAGGGACCAGUCGAAUCUCCAUCGCUUUGCAACCUCAGAUCUAUUAAGGUAGAGGUUUGUGAUCAAAUUACAACUCUCUUCUCACAAUCAGCACUGAAAUGUCUGGUGAAACUCCAAAAGAUAGACGUAGUUGCUUGUCGAAAUUUGGAGAAAAUUGUUCUGAGGGAGGAAAGUCUGACAGAUGAGGUGCUUGAGCUACCCGAACUCAAAGCGUUAACCUUACGCUUUACAAAAUUUAUUGGUUUUGGAUCUGAAGAUGAUAAAGCCGUGGCUUUCUUUGACCAGGUUUCACUCCCCUGCCUGGAAGUACUAGAGAUUGCUUAUCCUGGUGGUGGCCCCAAACAACUAAUAGGAGGGAAAAUGCCUAGUGGAUCCCUCGACAACUUAAAAUACCUGGAGCUUGAGGAAUGUAACUCUAUCCGAUGCAUUGCCAAAGUUGAUACGGUUGCAUUAUUACAAAACUUGCAAGCACUUAGCACGUGCGAUUGUCAUGGGAUGGAAUCCUUUUUCGACUUUGAGGGUCUAAAAGAUCAUAAUACUCCAUCAGAAAAGGCAUUUGAAAUUCUUCCCAAACUAGAGUUACUGGACUUGCGUCACUGUCUAAGAUUAACCCAUAUUUGGAGGAAUUUUCCUGAAGGGGUUCGAGUAUUCCAAAACUUGAGAAGUCUAAAAGUAGAAGCCUGCUCUUUAUAUUGUUUGUUUCAUCCUCCUAGUGUGGCCACCAUGCUCAUAAGUCUUGAGAAACUGGAAGUUGAUAGGUGCUCAGGAAUGUGUGAAGUUAUAGGUAAGGAAGAUGAAGAGGUCAGACUAGAAGAUAAUGCUCGGCAUCAUGAUGUUGGAAAACGUAGAGAAAUUGCACCGGAAAGAACUAGCAAGGAGUUCGUGUUUCCUAAAUUAAGCUCUUUGAAGUUGAGAGAACUUGAGAAUCUUCAAAGCUUUGGGGGUAGUCAUCGGGAGGAUUAUGAGUUUAAAUUUCCCCUACUCACUAAGUUGAUCAUAUUUUAUUGCCCAAAGUUGAAGAAAUUCUGUUCCGGAAAUUUGGAUGCACCAUUGCUUAAGGAAGUCAGAAUAGGGCCGAGUGACAGGGAGAAUUUUGAAGCUCCCGUGGAUUUAAAGGUACAAAUUUCCUAA